Messenger RNA from Owenia fusiformis, 1759 nucleotides. Lineage: Eukaryota; Metazoa; Annelida; Polychaeta; Sabellida; Oweniidae. The record is from the annotation of a GenBank genome assembly.
CUAAAAUGGUGGACGAUGCGAACGAAACUUGAAUUGGACAUUUCUUGGGGUUUUUGCCUUUAUAUUCUCAAUAAAAUUUACCACUGCAAUAAAAACUAUACCGCAGGAUAUAAGUCUGAGUCAACAUGCCUACAAUAAUAUUGCUAGAUGUCUCUUUGUCAAUGACACGCCCAGUAAACAUUCCUGACACAAAUGAAGAGUACCAGAGGCGCCAUCUGGCAAUCCAAGGCAUCAAUACACUUCUCGAUCAUAUCACCACUCAUUCUAAGUUAGAGUUUAUAUCUUUGAUGAUAUUUUCUUCUCAAUGGGAGCAAGUUGUAAAUUUCACCAGAGAUGUUGACAGUAUUAAAUCUGCCUUGACCAAGUUAGAUGACUAUGACAAAACUAAUGUAUGCAAUGGCUUACAAGGUGUCUUACAAGUGGUUACUGAGGAAUGGGGUACAAAUGCACCUUGUCAGAUUGUUUUGAUAACAGAUGGCAGCACUGGUACUGGGAGUGACUCUCUAAAACACCAUAUUCAAUACAGAGACACUAAAUUCCCCCUGCCUUUCCCCUUCCCAUCCAAACUACACAUCUGCUGUGUUGGAUCACAGGAGGAACCAAGUGUUUCAGCCUCAUUGCCUCUCUAUAAUAGACUCAUAGACCUUAAUGGAGGCAAGGGAGGUGUGUUCGUACCAGAAGGCAGUCUGAAUAUAACAUCAAUACAACAGCUAUUUUCUCAGCUUGCAGAGAAAUAUUUCAGUCCAUUUAAUGCAGUGUUGAAUUGUGGGAACCUUAAAUGUAAAGUUCAAUUGUUCCCAGCACCAGAAGAUUACAAAAUGCAAUCUCUUAAGAAGAGUGUUUCAAAUGAUCUCCAAAUAUUAGGCUUUGUUGACAUCCAAGAUGUUGCAAGCCCCGCAGGUUUAUCGAGGCAUUUGGUUCUCCCCAAUCCACCCACUAAAGAAGAUGAAAGUCAACCAAAUGGAGAGAAAGAAAACAAGGACAUUAAAGAAGAUGAGGAAGAAACUGAUGAAUUCAAGACCCCAUCUUUCACAGUACUGCUUCAUGGUGCUCUCAAAGUGCACAGUAUGAUUGCCUUAACACAGAUAGGGGAAGAUUGGUAUGGAAUGCUCUACUCAUUUGCUGACAAUAGGAAGAAAUCUAAUCUGAUGUUGACUAUAUAUGAACCAGGUAAAUACUGCCUUCCUUGGCUAGGAAACAUGGAUAUGUUAGCACCAGCUACUGACUUCCCUGAGCCUCCCUAUGGGGAAGAUGACAACAAGUCCCCAUUCCCUGUGAGGCCCAAGGAGAAGAGGAGCUAUGCAAAUAACUGUGUGGUCUGGUUAAAAGCCUCUGGUGUACAGGCUGAUAUACAGAAAAUGCUCAGACAUGCCAGGAAGCUGCCAGAGAAACAACAACACUUUUACAAGGAGCUGAAUAGACUACGUAGAGCAGCUUUAUCAUAUGGUUUCACAGCCUUACUAAAGUCAGUGGCCCUGAUGUUGGAGCGAGAAUGUACCUGCCUUCCUGGCAGCUCCCAUCCUGAUGCAGCACUACAACUCACACAUGCAGCCAAUGCACUCAAGUCUGAACAGUUCAGGGAUAUAACACAAAAUAUAGUCCCAUUGCGGACUAAUUUCUCUGAGGAUUCCUAGCGUUAGAACUCUCUGAGGCCAUAUUGAUGUCAAUUUAAUUGGAUUAACUCAGAUCUGUAAGCUGUUAUUACAGAGUACAAAUGCAAAGCAAUAGCAGGAGUCACUAAUGCUCAAGUAUGAUGGAU